AUGGAACUCUUCAUCCCUUUCAUCUAUUUCGGGAUUGUCAUAGUUUUCGUCGGCGUCGGGUGCUUCGGAAAUUUGAAUGUCAUCUGGGCGACGCUGCGGAAAAAGGAGCUACGUGGAAAGCAUGGAACCCUCCUUUUUAUCGUGGUCUGCCUCCACACGGCGUGCUUAUUUUUCGAGUUUUUAACGAUGGGCUUUAAUCUGCUGUUUGUGGAGACCGGGUUCAAGCAGUUGGAGUGUGCUCAAAUUACGGCUGUAUAUUUCUUCGCGUUAACUGUACAAAAUGUGAUGGCGUUGGUGAUAGUGUUGGAUUUGUUAAUAGCGAUAUCUUUACCUAUAAAACAUCGCAUCUGGUCGAUUCGAAUCUAUAUCCCGCUCGUUUGCCUCCCUGCGGUCAUUAUUGGAUGUAUUUUUACCAGUUUUGCAGCGAUCGAGGGCGAUCCGGAGUCAAUAGUGUUGGCCUGUACCCCGCUCGUCUCCUUGGAAGCGACCGUGGAGAAAUGUUGGUUAUGGUGGAAUCUCGCAGUGAAUUUGGCGAUUCUGGUACUCUAUGGGGUGAUAACGAUUAUAAUUACGAUGAAAGCCAAAGAAAUUGCGAAAAAAGCUGUUACUCAAAAUGCUUGCGUAAUGCGGAAGAAGACGGACGAGCAAAAGGUGCUCGCCUCUCUCUCCCUUCUCAUCUCAGUCUUCGAAUUCUCCUGGUGCUCCUACAUCAUCUGCCACAUCAUCCUCAGCCACACCGGGCUGUCCAAGACACCCGAGGCGCCCCUCGUUCAAAUGUUCCUGUCAAUCUUCUCGCUGGUAUGCUUCUCCCAAUCCUAUUACGUAUGCCGGAUACGAUCUGUAGAGUACAGGAAAGCCUUCAAAGAUCAGAUCAAGAUCCUGCUCUGUCAGAAGAAGAAAGCCAAGGCGAAGUGCAAGCAGGAGAAGGCCGAGAAAGCCGAGAAGGAGACCGUUCCCACUACCUCGGGUUCCAACUUCCGGGCUCGCGCGGCUUCUGUUGGUGUCGUCGCCGCAGUUAAGCAAAUUGCCUCAUUCCCACGUGUAGAAUCCACA
Molecule: messenger RNA, 1053 nt
Organism: Mesorhabditis spiculigera
Lineage: Eukaryota; Metazoa; Nematoda; Chromadorea; Rhabditida; Rhabditidae
Source: the annotation of a GenBank genome assembly